AACGAAUAUACCUCGUUGGGAUACACGUUGCCGCGAUAUGACGGCAAUAGGUGGAGGUGGAACGCAAUCAUUUCCAUCAGCAAGCAUAGAGGAGGAGCUAGAUGAGUUGCGACAAGAGCUCUGCAUCUGUGAAGCCGAGCUCGGACUCUGGAACCACCGACUGGCUGUUGCACGGAAACAUGGUACGAACGAGGCCGCCAACAACCGCAAGCGUCCCCGUCCUUCAACGACAACCGAGUCCGUCGCCGUUGUAGAUCCAUCCCAAGAAAUGGAUAUGGACAUUGCGAGUGAGGAAAGUGUCGUCAAACGACCUCGUCCGAUUGAAGUAUCGUCGGCGGUGCCCGUCCACCCGAAAGAGUCACACUCGGACACAGGUGUGGCAAGUAGCGACGUACCUUCAGUGGUGGACAUACCCCUACCAAUGCCGCUGACAUCUCCAACAAAUGAUUCGACCCCGCCAACGUCUCUAGCUACCCCUACAACCAACCUACCCACACCAACUCCACAGGCGUCUCCAACGAAUAGGUCGACCCUGCCGCCUCCACUGGCUGCCCCUACAAGCCACGAACCCACGCCAGCCGGCCCUCUGGCAUCCCCAAUGAACAACAAUUCGACUCCACCAACGCCGCUAGCGUCUCCAUCUUCCGCCGUCACGACAAACCCAAUGUCCAACGAGCGACAGAAGCUGCUUCAGAAGCUGCGAGAAGAACGCGCCAAAGCUGCACGGCGCGAAAAGCUUUUGGAGCUUCAAAAGACGGCCGACGAGACGUUAAAGAAACAACAAAGGGCAAGGGCGAGGUUGGAAUUGGCCGAGCUCAAGGACCAGCAGCUGCCGCCGAACCGCCCGUUGCCGCCAAGCAAACCACUAUCGCAUCGGAAGCAGUUUCCCCCACGACCAAACACAUUGGCAUUGCAGCGGGAACGGACUUUGAAGCGGCCGCGACGCCACGACGCCCCUCCGCCGACGGCGACGGCGACCACACGUCCUCUGUUGGAACCCCACAUGUAUACAUUGCCAAAGGACUCGACGUUGGUCUUGGCAACCAUGGCAGACCUAGUGUCGCAUCUGUUUCGAGUGUGCACGCGAUGGCUCGUCCAGACCAAUCAUCCCAUCGCACUCCAUGCAUUGGAAACCCAGUUCCAACAGUAUGCUGGCAUCGACGUGUCCGCCGCGGUCGCCCAAGUGGCGAGCUACGAUCAGGACCAAGCUCCUCCAAUAACAGACUUGGCAAGGGUCUUGUCAGCGUUUCCGUUGUUCGAUGCUUGUGUAUCGGGGCUCUUAACUGUCCGAUCCACCGACAUUACGUCGCCGCUGUCGUCAUCACCGCUGUCGUUGAGCUGGCUUCUCCCGCCAGAGGUGUCCACAGCAGAGCACUUGGCCACGCAUCUCUCGUAUAUCCGCGAACGUUUCAGCGCCGCCGUGGCCGUCGCCUCGCGCCUUGAAUCGACGUCCUCUGCGAUGGACGUCGUACACGCCCAAGCCUUCUUGGCCGACGUGGAGGUGGUGGCAUUGCUGCGUGGUGGCAUCAUUCGACCUGCGCGGACGUCCGACAUAAGUCUGUCGGUCGCAGACUUGUACAUGGCAUCGUUAUCGAGUGGAGUGUCUGGCACGCCGGCGGCUACCCCUGCCGCCACCACCAUAACAACUACGACAUGUUCGCGACGCGUGCAGCCGUAUUCCAUCGACGACGCAUCUCCCCUUGACCAAAUCCGCGCCUACCGCUUCCAUCCAGCAUAUACCGCCACCCAUUCCGUCCAGCCGUCGCUGCUGAGUGCCACGUACUCGAACCAUGUGGACCCGAUGAAGGUUCUGUGCCCGUUUGAACUGAAUGGCGUGUGCCACGAUGACAAGUGCGAGUACCAGCACGAGCGCCAGUACUUGAUCUCACCCGACGCGGCGUACGGAGAGCUCAUGCACCGGUGGUUCCCACACCAAGAUCCGACCUCGGCGACGGAUGCCGACGACGCCGAGCGGUUGGCCAACCUUGCUGUGACGACCUUUCAAAACGCAGCCGGUGCCUCGUCCACUGAUUUGCUGUUUAUCAAAGAGAAGACAUCGAAACCACCGCGAACCUUGCGUUCUAUUACUGCCGACGCACAACCGUCGUUGAACGAGGACCAGAUGUUGCCGACAAACAUCCAAGCGUCGUUCUGCUCGAUCGUGAACCCGCUAGCCAAACUUCGAGCGACCACCGACGUAGGGUUUGGGCUGCAGUUUUUAGUCGAGGACGAAGGAAUUCGACGGGGUCCGCUAAAGAGUCCUGCGAGAUUAUCCACGGGCAAACCAAUGAACGAUGUGGCGGCUCCACCAUCUGAACUAGUCGAAGGCGAAGACUUUUUGGUGCUGCAGCCGGCUUCGACCCUUGACGCCACCACCGACAAACUCAGCACUUUUGACCGAUACUACUCGAAAGACUGUACGCAAACGCAUGUUCAAGAACUGGAGCUUCAAGUGGCACAGCAUCCUGACGAUGUGAACGCGUGGAUGGCGCUCGCCUUGCUCCAUGUAGACGUGGACUUGCCCAACAUAGACGAUGUGGGCUCGUGGUCGUGCCAGUCUCAAGUCUUUCAGAUUAUCCAGGUGAUGCGGUCAAAACGACAUGCUCGUGAGACGCUCAACGUGGACAAGGCGGUGCACAUUCUGGCGCGGGCACUGGAGAUCGAAGCGAAUUUAUACAGCGAAGUGCUGUGGCGAUUGUACUUGGCUUUGUAUGCCAAGGACGGAUGGAGCGACCUUGCCGACCAAGCGAUGCAAUUCCUUCCGUCCUCGGCCAAGUUGUGGCUGUGUCGGCUAGACCACCAUUCGUUCGGGUCGGUCAGUGCCGCCGCAGGUCUGUUCCGGCUCGCCAUUGAAAAAAUCACCCAGCACAACCACCACCCCCCAACCGCGACAAUGGCCCAUGAUGUAUUCGAGUUGGUGGUGCGGUGGUGCCGCCUAUAUGUGGACGCGGGGCAAGGAGCUCAAAGCCGCCAGCUGUUGGAGUCGAUUCUGGACGACAAAACGUCUGGUUUCACGGCGGGGUUUGACCAAGACCAACUGGCCACUCUCUGGCUCGUGUAUAUGGACCUGAUGGUGUUGGGAACGGUGGCAGAAGACGUGCAUGAAGAAGUGGACGUGUACGACUUUGUUUACUCUGUCACACUCGUUCGAGACGUGGUGAACCAGCAUCCGCUGCCGAAUGUGGUUGCGUUCGAGUCUGUGAUCCACCGCAUGACGAGGUCGUUGGGCCAGAAUCAUGUGGCCGUGGCCAUCGUCCGGCUGAAUCAAGUGGUCGUCCAAGCAACUGCAACCAAAACUGCAACCGACAACGUGGCGCCCCUGCUGUCGACGUUGGAAGAUCACAUGCAUGGCGCCUCUCCCCCUCGGCUAUGCUUUUCAAUCGCCACGACGCUGUUGUCUAUCGACUUGCCUUGCUGUGAGACGGCGGCGCAGCGAUGGAUUCAGCACCUGCGGGCAUUGCAAGCAGACGACGACGCUCAAAUGUACGCGAGUAUGCUCGACAUGACGCAUGCCCACUUGGUCCUCGAUGCGCAGACCGUUGUGACGAAGUUGCUGCAGUGGACGGAAGCGCUCAACUCGAACGAAUCGACUGUGGGGGUAGCGUACGGGGUGCGCCUUCUCCAUGCGAUGGGGCGGCUGGAAGGUCCUGCGGUCGCCAGCCAGCACCUUGAUUGGGUGUUGGAACGGCCCAGUGUGUCUAGCCGAUUGACGACGGGGGACCAGCACCACCUGUGGGCCCUUCGCCUGCACUGGGCGAUCCAACUCGGUCGAGAUGGCGACAAAGUACUCCGUCGGUUCCUUCAACGCCAGGACGACGUGCCACGUCAUCGGUGGCCGUCCGUGGCGCCCGCCGUCGAGUGGUGCCUGCAGCCCCCGUCCCGUCGCUUUGCUUUCCGGAUGUUUCGUCGGUACGUGUCGUCCUUCCCCGAGCCCCUCCACGCCCGCGUGUUUGCCCGAUUCACCACCGAGUUUGCCGUGUACCCCCCGUUUUUUGUCGCAUAUGCAAGUACGUACACUAGUAGUACUAGUAGUAGUACUAGGUAGACUCGCAUUGCCACAACAUGUGUAUAGAGUGUGCGUUUUCAAGCGAUCGCGAUCGGUUUACGUUCACGAGUGCAUUAAAGCAGUGCAUGGCGGUAAUAUCAGGCGACACGUGUCUUCUCCAAGUGGCAGUGCACACUGAGCUCCAAGCUAUGACCAAAGCCGGGAUUCCCCGGUUGAAGUCGUAUAUCAAGGCGGCUACGAUAGCUAACCCUCUGGCGAUUCUGCCUUUCACCUUGGCGAUGGCGGUGGACACGGCGAUGGGGACGUCCAAGCUCGUCGUGGCCCACCUAACCCCCGUCGUGCAGCUAUUACGUCAACGUGGACUUCUUCCGCCCGCCCCCCCAACUGACAGCAUCCCCCCCACAUCGUACGCUACGCCAGGAAGUCGCCUCGUUCACCUCCCGCAGUGUUUGCUGGUUAUGACCCACCUUCGCGAGCUGGAUCUGUCUCGAAACUGCCUUCUCACGCUUCCAGUCGACCUCUUCAAGUCGCUCGUACACUUGCAAGUCCUCAACGUAUCAUGCAAUUCGCUGCUGUGUCUCCCCGACUCGAUCGUGACGCUGUCGCAGUUGCGCGUGCUAGACGUGUCGCAUAAUCAUGUGACAGAGUUGCCGCUGUUGUUUGGCCAGCUGCACGCAUUGCAAGAGCUGGACGUGACCGCGACGUUGCUCACGUCCGUCCCGUCCACAUUUGCCGCCCUCAAGCACCUCCGUCAUGUGAAUGCUCGAGGUACACCUCUAACUCUGGACUUGCUUCGACGUAGCAUCGGGCCAAUGGUAUCGAUCGACGUCGACGACAAGACGACCGACGUAGUGUUGCAGGCGACCCUUGGGCCCUGUGCACAGUGUCACAGGCAUCCCGGCAAAACCCAGCGUUUCAACGCUGUUGUGUUGUGCGCCAAGUGCAUUUUAGUAGCCUUGCUUCCAUUGCUAUAGAGGAGAAGAAUCUUAGAUCGCAUUUGAAUGAUGAUAUAGAUUAAACCUAAUAAAACGAGUUUCUACUCCAA
This is a messenger RNA of Aphanomyces astaci, 5051 nucleotides long. RefSeq lists its product as hypothetical. The record is from RefSeq and is a predicted model, not a curated record. Lineage: Eukaryota; Oomycota; Saprolegniomycetes; Saprolegniales; Verrucalvaceae. Bases 38 to 4045 code for a protein of 1335 amino acids. Gene Ontology annotation, cellular component: exosome (RNase complex); nucleus. Gene Ontology annotation, molecular function: protein binding; metal ion binding. The transcript is spliced from 10 exons.